UUUGUCAUUUGUCAUUUCUUACCUACUGUCCAAGUUGUUCACCAAUCAACAAUCAUAGCCUCGGGACUUCAGUCACUUGUACAGACCGUCCAGUGGUUUUCUUAGGUUCUGCGAGCGAGCUAAGUACUUGCGUCAUCGUCUAACGAAAUAUCUGGGGAAAAGGUGAGCCGUAUUAAGGCUUUAUUGAAUUUCUACUACUAUUACAGUAUUACACCGUUAGCCCCCGGAUCUGAUACGGAACACUUAAGAGGCUUUCCGGCUUCUAUAUCGGUACACAGCAUGGGGUCAAUGACCCUAUUAAAGUGUUCUUAUGUCCUCAGUACCCCAGUCAAACACCAACAUUCAGUCGAAUUCUGUUGGUGACAAUCUGCAGGACUACGGAGGACAACUGAGCCAACCCAAUCAAUUAUUUCCAAGUCAAAAUGACUUAUCAUCGCAGCCCCUCUUGACGACGUCAAUACCACCUUUCCGAGCCAAUGUCUAUACUUAUGCGUCUUCAUCUUUGAUAGACCCUCUAAAUAGCGCGGAUAACGACUCCAGUCGGUCUACUGAUACGUCACUGGCCCGAGACGUUUCCUGGGAUAGCGGGGUACAAUCCCUUUCCCAGAUAGAAAACACGAACCUUCAAUUAGCUACUGCUGGGAUGGUGGCAUCAUUACCGGAAGCGCCACCAAUGCGGCACCUUCACUCCAACUUGGCUGUGCUUAGCGCCGAGCAAUAUGAUGGUGGGCGAUAUCCUAAACGGACCGCUUCUAAAGUCGAUCGGAAGCCAAAUGCUAUCGUCGUCCCUACCAACAAUGCUCCUAACCCUAGAAAGAGGGGAAGAAAGUCAGCCGACCGUGAACCAGAUGGUCCGGCGGAGGAGACGAAACGGUCUAGAGGUCGCCCGCGCCUUGAAACGAAGGACCAAGAUCCCGGCGAGCGGCGACGGACACAAAUUCGACUUGCACAGCGGGCGUACCGUAAUAGGAAAGAAAAUGCCAUCACAGACCUUCAAGCGAAGAUAGACGACCUUAAGAAUGUGAACAGCGAAAUCAAUAAUGCGUAUCACGACUUGUUUAACUAUGCUUCCCAACGUGGACUCCUAGCUCAGGCACCCGAAUUCGGCCAACAACUGCAAAAGCUACAGACGCUUAUCAAACGGACUCAAGAACGGGAAAAUUCUCAAGUCGAUGAGCAUAAUAGUCUAGAAGGACACUCCGACGAUGGCCAGGGAGACGUACAGAAUCCUGAAGAUCUUGUUAUCAAUGAAGAAUCUGUAUCCACGCUACCUAAUGAUCAGACGCCAGCUCUAUUGAGUGGUAUUACAGUUUCACAUGAGCCCGUGGCCCAGCCGGAACUUGAUGCAACAUUUGGCCUGGAACCUGUUUCAAAUAACGUUCAUGCCCCCAACUAUGAAGUUAUCACAGCACCGACUUUCGAAAACGCUAGCUUUGGUCCAAACGUGCCCGUCAACACGAAUUUUUUAGACCCAGCACAUUCCUCCUGGGCGCGUCAUCCGUGGAAUAGGCUCACUGGUCCACAUACCAUGUCUUUCAACGAGUGGACGUUUGCUCGAAGGUUGCACCGCCACACACUUGAAAGAGCUGCAGCUCUUAUCUCAAUGCCCAACCCACCUCCGGCUAAGUUCACGCGCGUUUUUGGGUUCGUCAUGUUGUUCGAGACCGUCGAUGAGAUUAGAUCGCGAACCGUGGCUAUGCUCGAUAGGAAUAAGAAUGAGUCUUUGAACAAUUGGAAAUACCCUUUUCAUAGGCUUGGCGGUUCCGGUACUCACUUCCCUGAUCAUGCGGGACCAUCCAGUCUUUCGGGUUCAUUGACUUACCAGAGCUCAGGAUUCGGGACGGGACCCUUCAAUGAGCGAACAACGAGGGUAAACGACACCCUACUAGGAGGUUCUCAGUACAUCAAUAUGAGCGGUUGGGAGGGCACAUGGUUCGACUCGGACGAAGUGGAGACUUAUCUUGCACAGAACGGAGUGAUUAUCUCGACCACGGCCGAUGUACACACGGUUGAGAUCCUUCCAGGGGCAUUUUCUGACGUACAGGUACAAUCUCAUACCCAACAUGUGCAAAAUAUCCACCCAAAUGCAAUGCAUAUACCGCACAUAGACGCAUCAUUCACUUUAGAGAUACCUGCUACCGUUCCGUCUACUAUAGGAGACCCUUCCCUCUCGACCGGGUCUGAUACCACUACCACCACCAGUACAGUUCCCUCAUUAGUGCCAGACAACUCUUGGCAAUCUAUGUCUAUGCCCACCUACUCAAACUUCUACGGUGGUGCACAGAAUGCGGAGCAAGUCGCCCCGUCUUUCACCGGGUUUGACGACGUGACGGCCAAUGCAUUUGUUAAUCCUUCGUACUAUUUUCCGCACCACGAAACCGAGGUACCGACCCCGGCGGCGUCACCGAGGAGAGUUGUUUUGGAUGUAAAUCAAUUUAUUUCAGGAUUGAUUUCAGGCGCUACUUGUCUUGGACGAGCCCCUUCUUUUAGACCUAAAGACAUCGUGAGCUCGUUCUGGAAUGCUGUGAUUGGUUAGACUUAUAUAUAUAUUUAUGAUGAGAUACCUAAAGUUGGAGUUAAACAAAGUAAAAUUUGUGCGGUUGGUUUAGAUGAUUAGAACUUGGGAUGGCGUUGGAUUUUGCGCUAUAUAAAUCUCUUUACUCGUAUACCAUCCUCAGUUUAGAAUUAUAUUGGACGCAGAGUAUUAUUGGCUAUUAUGUGCAAAUAAUAGAGAAGGGGUAUAUAUAGGUAUCUAUAUAGUUAGAAGAGACUAUU
This is a messenger RNA of Daldinia vernicosa, 2775 nucleotides long. RefSeq lists its product as uncharacterized. Bases 311 to 2536 code for a protein of 741 amino acids. Gene Ontology annotation, molecular function: DNA-binding transcription factor activity. Gene Ontology annotation, biological process: regulation of DNA-templated transcription. NCBI's taxonomy places the organism in Eukaryota, Fungi, Ascomycota, Sordariomycetes, Xylariales, Hypoxylaceae. The transcript is spliced from 3 exons. The record is from RefSeq and is a predicted model, not a curated record.